CACAAACAGAUUAUUUUUGUUUGAGUCUCUCUCAGUAUCCCAAAUCCCUCGAUCGGCCUCCUGUCGAAUUAAGCAGCAAAAGAAGGGAAAAGCAUAGCGGCCGCCACCGCAUCCUUUCUAUCUCCCAAAACCCUAAUCUCCGAUCGCCGCUACCGGAACCCUAACCCCGGAGCAAUGAUGGGAAGAGGAGGAAGGGACAGACUGAACAACGAGCACACGUCGAGGCUUGAGGAGAAGGAACGUCGAACUGGGUGGGGCGUCGCCCCGCCCUCCAGACACCUGUGGGUCGGGAACUUGAGCUCUCACGUGACGCAGAACACUCUAUACGAGCAUUUCUUGAGGUUUGGGGAUAUUGAGAACAUAGCUUAUAUGCCUGGCAGGAGCUAUGCGUUUGUGAACUAUAAGAAAGAGGAAGAUGCUGUUAUCGCAUUGAGAGGGCUUCAGGGUUCCAUUGUCGCCGGAAAUUCUCUUAGAGUCGAGUUUGCAAAGGGGAAAAUUCAAUUACAGGACAGGGCUUCAGUAUCAUCACAGGAUGAUGGAUACUCACAACUCGAGGAAAGAUAUUCUAUUGAACGGGGAGAACCACUGUUCCGAAGAGAUGUAAGAGCACAUCGCCAGAGUCCUGAAAAAUCACAUGACAAGAAUAAGGGAAGUAGAAGUACAGAGCCUAGUGAAGUGCUGUGGAUUGGGUUCCCAGUGUAUCUCAAUGUUGAAGAAGAAGCUUUAAGAAGGGCUUUUUCACCAUUCGGUGAAAUUGAGAAUAUCGCUACAUUUCCUGGUCGCAGUUAUGCCUUUGUUCGGUACCGAAGUAUAGUUGCAGCUUGCAGGGCUAAAGAAGCUCUUCAAGGAAAGCUAUUUAACAAUCCCCGUGUGCACAUAUGUUUUGCCAGAAGUGAGUUCUCAACAGAGUCUGGAAGAAACUCUAGCAGUGCUCCCAUUCUGCCACAUCUUAAACUGAAUUACCAACCUGGUCUGAGUGGUCAAAGUCCUGAACCUUCCCACUGGGGUAGAGGCUUUGAUAGUCAUAUAGGAGAGUUUCCAAUAGCAUCUCCUCAAGAUGCAAGUUUUAUACGACCUGGAGAUGCAAGUUUCACUGGUUUUGAAGGAAACAGUUCUAUUCGACCUGGUGCAGGUCCAGGGUCCAUUUUUACUGGUGAUAUUGAACAUAACAGAUUGCAAGAAUUGGGUUCAGAAAGGAGGAUGUCAGAAGAACUUUAUGAGCGUUACAGAAAUAGUCCUGCAGCAGAAAGACAUGGCCGAUGGCAUGAUGUUCCUUUUGAGAGAUCGCAAAGAACUCCACCACUUGAUGAUUCAUGGGGUGUAGAGGAUCACACUUUUCCAUUAACUAAGAAGCCAAAAAUAGACACAUUUUCUGACAAAGAACUUCCUGAAUAUCCAUUCUCUGACAUGGAACAAGGAAAACGUGAUUUUGGCCUGCCGAAGUUCUCACCAAAUUUGCCAUAUGGUACUGCCUAUAAUAAAAGUUUUGAGUCUGUUCCUUUUGAUCACAAAGGGGUACCUCAACAUUUGAGGACUAUAAAUGGUCCACUUGCAGAUAGUGAUGAAUCAUGGAGAAUGCUUGAUAGUUCAAGUGCAGGUCCUGGUCCUUUGCCUUUAAAUGCAGCCAAGCUACAAAGACCAAGCCCUGAGCUUCAUCAGCCUCCACGGAUUCUAGAAUGGAAGUGGGAGGGAACAAUAGCGAAGGGAGGCACAACAGUUUGUCGGGCUCGUUGCUUUCCUGUGGGGAAGGUCCUUGAUUUUAUGUUACCAGAGUUCUUAAACUGCACUGCAAGAACAGGCCUUGAUAUGCUUGCAAAACAUUAUUAUCAGGCAGCCGGUACUUGGGUGGUGUUUUUUGUUCCAGAAACUGAUGCAGAUAUAGUCUUCUACAAUGAGUUCAUGCACUAUCUGGGGGAGAAGCAGCGUGCAGCUGUUGCAAAACUGGGUGAAAAAGUUACUUUGUUUUUAGUGCCACCAUCAGAUUUUUCUGAACAAGUUCUGAAAGUACCCGGAAAGGUGAGCAUCUCUGGUGUAAUUUUAAAGUUUCAACAGCCUGGCUCCAACUUUGGUUCUCUUCACCAUCCUCUGGAAGCUGGAGAACCAAAAUUGCCACCCCUUGUGCAUCAGCCAAUUGAUGUUGUUAGACGUCAUGAAGACACAUCAUUUGCAAAGCCUAAAUCCCCUGAUUUAAGGGCAUUUUCUCAGGGACAGAACUAUUUUAGUGCAUCAUCAGGACUACUACCCCCACCUCCCCCUACUUUCCCACCACCACAGAAACGAGGUGACAAUUUUCCUUAUUCAGGAUCUAUGCAUCCCAUGGAAAAGCUACCUGACUAUCACAUAGAGAGCAGACAGGAUCAACCUCAGCCCCCAAGUCCUGCAAUAUCUUCAAAGUGGUCUAAUCAAAUGCACAUUCCAACUUCUGAUCAUGGGGAUUUUCCUUCCACAAUGCCAAGUGCUGUGUCACAUUUAUCUAGUAAUUCUGAUGCAGAAUCAUACCUACUGGGAAAUCAUAAAGUUGCACAAGGAUCUGCUUCAAGCAAUUAUGCACCUGAAAGCUCAGGUAUUCCCACCCUUAAUAGCAAGUACCCCACACAAGAGGGAACUAAACCCCAAGUUUCUUCAAACUUGCCACUUUCUCUACAACCAGAGCAACUUGCACAACUAGCAGUUCUUCUGGGGCAACAAAAACAAGCAGGCAAAGAACCAGCUUUAUCAGCAGAUGGUCAGACCAAACUGGCAAACUUGUUGCAGAUUUCUAGUUCGCAUGCCCAGUCUCCUGUGAUGAGUGUCCAGGCCACGGAUCCACAUGCUCAGACCUCUACAACACAUGCCUAUUCUUCUUUACCUCCUAACUUGCUAGGUGCCCAACUCAACCAAGUGCCACAAUACCAGCAGCAUCCAUCAAAUGUUCCUGCAGUGCAACCAGUAGUAAACCCUGGACAACAAAAUAAUCAGCAAGCACCAAAUAACUCUCGGGAAGACGCAGAAGCGGAUCCCCAGAAGCGUUUGCAGGCAACUUUGCAGCUGGCAGCAGCUCUACUUCAACAGAUCCAGCAACAAUCAAAAACUGCCGAUCAACAUUAGACUGGAGAAGCAACCAAAUGAUAGUGGUGGCUAAUGAGCAGCAACAUGGAUUACAAAAAGAUAGGAGGCAGAUGGGAGGAUAAGUGCAAUAGAGAAAAGAAAAUUCAAGACUUCCGAAGGAAAGAAAGGACUUGCACAUGAAUUUUUAAGUGCAAUUUGUUGUCUUUUUCGUACCCCUUUCUUUUACUUGUCCGGACAAAUAUAAAAUUGCCACUUGAUGAGAUUUAGAGGGCGAAGUUGGUACUCUGCAUUUUCUGCAAUCCUGCUUUUAGACGUGCAGUACAAUGAACAAACUUGUUUCAGACCCUACCAUUUUCUAGACAUUCUUAGAUGCACUUGGGAGGUCAACACCAAAUAAUUUACUUUUCAUGAUUUUUAUGUGA
This is a messenger RNA of Musa acuminata subsp. malaccensis (wild Malaysian banana), 3470 nucleotides long. RefSeq names its product flowering time control protein FPA. NCBI's taxonomy places the organism in Eukaryota, Viridiplantae, Streptophyta, Magnoliopsida, Zingiberales, Musaceae. Gene Ontology annotation, molecular function: RNA binding. The record is from RefSeq and is a predicted model, not a curated record.